Messenger RNA from Somion occarium, 2842 nucleotides. The record is from the annotation of a GenBank genome assembly. NCBI's taxonomy places the organism in Eukaryota, Fungi, Basidiomycota, Agaricomycetes, Polyporales, Cerrenaceae.
ACAUCUUGUUUGAACCUGAAGCUUAAACUGCUUCAUGUAUUUGAAUACAUAGUUCAAUCGGAUGUUUUGUUAGUAUGUCGCGUAAGAGCUUGAAACUGCUGAACGAUCGACGAGUUGCGCCGUCGAUCAUUUGCUACGCGCCCACGUAAACAACCUGCAUCCUGUCUUCCUGCGUCGGCCAUGUUCAGACAACAUACCCUAGAUAUUCAGACGUAACUGUGAAUUGUGAACUCAGAUACAAACAAUGACUGACAGAGGAUACUACAACCUCCUUGGACAUUUAUCCCGAUCAUCCACCACCCUUCCAAUCUCGACCCUACAAGCCUCGAUAGCUCACUACCUCGCUCACGUUCAACCGUCGCCGACGCCCUUCGUAGCUCUCGUCAUCAGUAGCCCACUAUUUCGCGCUUUAUCAUACCCUAGACUUCAAGCCCUUUCGACUGCGUUCCGUCAUGGCGUUCACAUCAAGCUGAAGCUGCUUCAGGAGAAACCAAGCGGACUUUUCUCGCGCAGUUAUCGUGCCCGAGUGGACGAGUGGGUCCAUGCGGUCUUGAAUGGUCUUCAGGGUGGGAUGGCCAGUUUGAAAUUAGCUUGUGCUACUGGAUGUCUGCUCGGAUUGGAAGACUGGGAAACCGACUUAAAGGCGAAGGACAGCAGAAUGCGGAGAAAGGUUGAAGAGGAGGUCGUGGUUGCUCUGGCUGAAGUGCUCGAGAUGUAUCCCUAUCUCAGUUCUGCUGUGCAUUGGGAGACUGAGUUCAAGCACACAGCAACAGAAGAUGACGCUAUCACAACUGCACUGUUGAUUGCUUCCCCUUGCAUACCGCUGAUAUCGCAUCAUAGACUCAAGGCGCUGCAGCUGCAGACUGUAUGUGGCAGCGUCCUUGCUACAAUUACUGCCGCCUUCCAAAGGGGUACCUUCUUGUCCAGCCUAGGAGCUUCGAUUUCUCAAACAGCCGAUGGAAUCCUCUCGAUCGACGCAUCCUCGAUGUUGGCCAAGACGAUUCGUGAGAUGGCAACAUCACCGAUCAUGAAUUCGAUGGCCCCCCUCUCUAGGACUUGUGCGUUGACAUUGAGUAUUCUUGUGGAAUCACAGCCGAAAGAGGGAUGGAUUGUUAUCACGGAAACUAUGGAGAAGCUCACAGCGCUUUCGAGAACAGUGGAAACUGACUGGAUUCGAAGUCCAUUGGCUAGUGUGGUUGAGGAGAGUGGAAUUGCUCCGGAUUCUCGUGAGCUUGCCGCGACGCUCUGGAACAACCUCAAGACACUCCUUUUCAUGAACAUAAUGAUUGUCCAAUCAAUACUAACCACGCUAGUGUAUACUUCUCAACCCUCUCUGUCUUCUUCGGACACCUCUAUGCGCUCACCUGCACCUUCAUCCUACUCCUUCGCGUUAACCGCACUCCAGGUAUUCUCUCAUCUCUCUUUCGUGCUACCACAAUUUGGCGGUGUUACAUCUACGGCACAAGGAGGGUUUUCUGAGUUGAAGAAAGUGUUCUACACUGCACUUGACGUCAUUUCGGCAGACAAGCAGGAAAGUGAACGGUUUGUCCAUGAGUUGAGUAGCAUUGAGCUUCGUGCUAAGACCACUGAGUUACCUGUGCACGUUCACCACGCGAAGAAAGCCUACUCCCUGGCUUGUAUCGAACAACUGGUUCCCGUGUUGAGCGACGAGUGUAUUCGAACAGAUGUGUAUCCUAUGUGUAAUCCACACCUGUCAGACUCGACCCAUCGAGAAACCUAUGAGUCCGCGCAUUCAGUGAUGCUCGCGAUCUUUGCCUCUCAUGCACGAAAGGCCGCUGGAGGAUAUAUUUCGGAACCUUUCGCGGAGCAGAUCGUGCCGUUCUAUGCUCAGUGUCUGCUCGAUAACUCUGCAGAUGGGCAGUUGAGCACGACGCAGCUCUGUCUUGCAUACGCCGCCCUGGUUCGAAGUGCUGGUGCCUUCGGAACCCAGAAGGAGUCAAACCAUGAAUCUGGGGAUGCCUUUACAUGGUACUGUCUUCAAGCCCUUCUCGAUCGCAUUCAUUCUAUAUCGACGCAACGGCCCCGUUCUGAUCAUCUUCAUCGUCUUCACCUCACGCUCGUUGCGACUGUACCUUCUGUUUCCCUCACCCUCCUACCCAGACUUCUUGACGAGAUACAGACCGUCAUGCGGAACACCACGGAGUCAUCGCGUCGAGAAGAGCUCGUUCAUGCACUGUUCAAGGAGCUUCUGGAAAAUGUUGGUGACCAAGAGAAGGAGUAUGUGAUGCGAUGGUGGUAUGAGCAUCAAGAAGAGUUCGGUGUUGUUCGGACCCAGGCUCAGAGGCAUAACGUUGCCACCGACGUGCCCGAGCAUGACGUUCAGCCUGACCUUGUAUCUCAUUUGUAACAGAGUAUCAGUUUAUCCGUUGUCGGAUCCCUGUGGGUCGAAAGCACGGACGUUCAGUAUGUCGUAUGAACUAGGCUCUUGCGUACCUUGGGCGAAACGGAUUUGACUGACCUGGAUUCUUGGUAUUUACUCGGAAGCUGAAGGUGAAACUGUCAGGUGUGGUGGGUUCAAUCGUUGUACGAUCAAAGACUACUGAAUUGACGAGUUAUUAGUCUUCUUCACAGACCCACCAUGAAAGACAGUCAUUCAUAACGAGUUGUACACUGCUGUACAGUACGAUAGACUUGUCUGACACUCUUCAACUUUGGUUACGUCAUGUUUCCAAUGGCCACUGGCAAAGCAGAUCGCCUUCGGCCGAUCGACUACACGUACCAGUGUCUACAUGCUGAACAUUGAGGCAUUUCUGCCAAGUCUAGAAGCACAUGUGUUUCCUCAUAUGAUCAACCGAGGGAUGUCGACGCUACUUUCGUAAGU